UUUCAGCAUUUUGUCGUCAAAUUUGGUGUUGCCACAGUACUUACAUACUUUUGGAGCUACAGUAACCCAAUGUUCACCGACAUGUGGCGCCAGACUGUCCCAUCGCUCUACUGCGCCAGAAAAGCGUGAAAAUAUUUUUUGAAAUUUUGUGACGUCACAGAGCAUUUCGAAUAAUUGUUUUUGCAGUUUAAGCCUCGAUUUUCGCCGUUUUUUGCGUCGAAUAACUUUAAUUUAUAAAAAUGAUAUAUUAAAAUGAACUUACUAUUAGGAAGAUAUACAUAUAACCCUUUAAAAAUCUGAAUUAUUAUUAAAUUGUUCCCUUUUUUUUCUAUUCAUCACAAUUUCUAGUCAUGUAGACAAUAACAAUUAGAAGAUGCACAAAAACGGCAUAUUUAUAAUUUUUCACCCAAUUUUGUACAGUAUCCAAAUUCAUAUACGACACCCCCUGCCAAAUUCUGAGAAAAACAAUUAGAGGCGCAUAUAAAAUUUGGUCGACUUCACUUUUUUUUUCUCAUUUUCACUCGAUUUUCUGCGAUGGGAUUGGUUACAAGUAUUCUGGGACGGCGAGAGUAUCGUUUGCUCCAAAAUUCGGUUACCAAGAAGCAUUUGUGCAAAUUUAUGGGUGUAGAGUUCGACUACAAUGACUUGGAUGAGAUUACCGAGAUCCGUGUUGGGGAGAAUAUAUUCGACACGUUCGAAUCCUACGCAAGAUUCGCCAUGAAAGACACUAUGAAAAGUAUAUUCGCUGAAUGCAAGGCUAUGAAAACAUGUUUGGCUAGAAUUGAGAGGGAGAAGCAGACCGAAGCCUCAAUGAAUCACAAGAUACGGCAAUGCUACAUCACGCUCCGCAGACUCUGCCAGCUCUACUACAAAUUCUAUCAAGACCUCGAGAAGCUGAAAAUUCCCGAACACGCGUGGAAUGUGCCACUCGUCAAAAAAGCGGAAAAGUCUAUUGUGGUCCUGGACCAUGCAAUUUAUAAGUUCAAAGCAAAGGGAAAUCUGGAUGUGAAAAAGUUCAGAGAAGAAGUUUCACAUCAAUAUAAUAUUAUUGAGGAGGUCCUAAAGCAGUUCAAGUCUAUGGAUGAAGGGGAAUACGUGGAAAUGCGUAUGAAGGAAGAGAUGAAGACGGAGGAAGCUUAAAUUUGGGUUUGAUUCCCAAAAAGAGCGUUUUUCUAUGUCCAUUUUGGUCUAAAUUAAUUCUUAAUCUAAUCCAAAGUACAUGAUAUCAUAAAACUAGAAAAAUGCAAAACCAGCAAUUAUCUAUGUCGAUUUCCGACAAUUUUUGAAAAUUUUGGCUAUCUUUCAUUUUCAGACAAUCAAAAUCUUAUCUCCUUUUUCAAUCUUACCCCCUUCACGUGUCCCCCCACUUCCCCUAUACCCUAUUGUAACACCUUGUGUACCAAUUAACAUCUCUAAAAAAUCCCGAUCGAUAUUUUUGUAUCGUCUGUUAUUUCCAGAAAUUCAAUAUCUUGGUCAUCUGACACCCAUUUAUAAACUAUCAUUCCACUCAUUUUUCAUUGAAAUACUCUAUUUUUUAAUGGAAAAAUCAGUUUCUGGCCCGAACAUUUUUAAUAUGAAGCUUCUGUUGUUACUAUUAAUUCUUACUAUAUCAUUCUGCUAUGCAUUUAAUAAUGAAACGUUGAAAGUU
This is a messenger RNA of Caenorhabditis elegans, 1648 nucleotides long. RefSeq lists its product as uncharacterized. The coding region runs from base 535 to 1140 and encodes 201 amino acids. The transcript has 3 exons. NCBI's taxonomy places the organism in Eukaryota, Metazoa, Nematoda, Chromadorea, Rhabditida, Rhabditidae. The record is from RefSeq and is marked reviewed.